AUGCUGCCGCUCACGGACUGGGUCCUGGAGCUGCUGAGCAUGGAGCAGACCCCCUUCCGUGCCUACACCGUCUCUGCCCUGCUCCUUGCCCUGCUGGCCCUGCUCUUCCGCACCCUCCUGCAGCUCGGGAGCUCCUGGCACCGCUACUAUGUGAACUGCCAGCGGCUGCGCUGCUUCCCGGAGCCCCCGCGUCGCAACUGGCUGCUGGGGCACUUGGGGAUGUUCAUACCUGGUGAGGAGGGGCUGAGCUUGGUGUCCCAAACAGUGGCUACGUUCUCCCAGGCCUUUGUGACGUGGAUGGGGCCCUUCCUACCAGUCCUGUGCCUGGUGCACCCUGAUUACCUCAAGCCGAUCACAACAGCCUCAGCUGCCAUCGCUCCCAAGGACUACGUGUCCUACAGCUUCCUGAAGCCCUGGCUGGGGGACGGUUUGCUGCUGAGCAAUGGUGCGAAAUGGGUGCGGCACCGGCGCAUGCUGACGCCAGCCUUCCACUUCGACAUCCUGAAGCCCUACAUGAAGAUCUUCAACCAGAGCACUGACAUCAUGCAUGCCAAUUGGCGCCAGCUGGUGGCGUCAGGCUCCACCUCCCUGGACAUGUUUGGACAGGUCAGCCUCAUGACCCUGGACAGUCUGCAGAAAUGCAUCUUCAGCUACAACAGCAACUGCCAGGAGAUGCCCAGUGACUACAUCGUGGCCAUCCUGGAGCUCAGUUCCCUGGUGGUGCGACGCCAGCACCGCCUGCUCCUGCACUGGGACUUCCUGUACUACCUGACGCAUGAUGGGCGGCGCUUCCGGCGCGCCUGCGACACCGUGCACCGCUUCACAGCCGACGUGGUGCAGCGGCGCCACCAGGCCCUGAGCCGCCUGGGCAGGGAGGCCUGGCUCAAAUCCAAGCAGGGCAAGACGGUGGACUUCAUUGACAUCCUGCUCCUGGCCAAGGAUGAGGACGGCCAGGACCUGUCAGAUGAGGACAUCGCAGCUGAGGCUGACACCUUCAUGUUUGAGGGCCACGACACCACAGCCAGCGGCCUCUCCUGGGUGCUGUAUAACCUGGCCUGUCACCCUGAGUACCAGGAGCGCUGCCGGGAGGAGAUCAAGGACUUAAUGCGGGACAAGGAGUCAGAGGAGAUUGAAUGGGAGGACCUGUCCCAGAUGCCCUUCUCCACCAUGUGCAUCAAGGAGAGUCUUCGCCUGCACCCGCCUGUCCCAGCUGUGUCUCGGUGCUGCACUGAGGACAUCAAACUACCCGAUGGAUGUGUCCUACCCAAAGGGAACAUCUGUCUGAUCAGUAUCUACGGGACGCAUCACAAUCCUGCUGUCUGGCCAGAGCCCCAGGUCUAUAACCCGCACCGCUUCAACCUAGAGAACGCCAAGAACCAGCCCCCACUGGCUUUCAUGCCCUUCUCUGCUGGACCCAGGAACUGCAUCGGGCAGAACUUCGCCAUGGCAGAGAUGAAGGUGGUGCUGGCGCUGACGCUGCUGCGCUUCGCCGUGGGGCUGGAUGAGAGCAGACCUGUGCGGCGCAAGCCUGAGCUGAUCCUGCGCAGCGAGAACGGGCUGUGGCUGCACCUGGAGCCGCUGGGGCCCAGCCAUGAGAGCCAGCCCCCCGCACCGCGCUCCUAG
Messenger RNA from Emys orbicularis (European pond turtle), 1623 nucleotides. RefSeq names its product ultra-long-chain fatty acid omega-hydroxylase-like. Bases 1 to 1623 code for a protein of 540 amino acids. The record is from RefSeq and is a predicted model, not a curated record. The transcript is spliced from 12 exons. Gene Ontology annotation, molecular function: iron ion binding; oxidoreductase activity, acting on paired donors, with incorporation or reduction of molecular oxygen; heme binding. Lineage: Eukaryota; Metazoa; Chordata; Testudines; Emydidae.